Molecule: messenger RNA, 660 nt
Organism: Saxophila tyrrhenica
Lineage: Eukaryota; Fungi; Ascomycota; Dothideomycetes; Mycosphaerellales; Extremaceae
Gene: ats1
Product: FR47-like protein
Exons: 2
Coding region: 1-660 (219 amino acids)
Biological process (GO): protein acetylation
Molecular function (GO): N-acetyltransferase activity
Source: RefSeq, a predicted model, not a curated record
AUGGCUUCGUUACCCGAUCCGGAGCAACCCACUAUCACCGCGGCCUCGAGAGAAGACGUCCCCGAAAUCUACGCCAUGAUCAAAGAACUCGCCACCUACGAAAACGCCCUCGACAAAGUCGAAGCCACCGAAGUCUCCCUCCGCCGCACCCUCUCCUUCGAAGGCUCCCACGGCCACACCAACCCGGGCUACGCCAAAGCCCUACUCCUCCGCCUCCCCGUCAAGCCCCCCAACUCCGCCGACACCCCCGAAGCGGUCGCGGGAUUCGCCCUCUACUUCACCAACUUCAGCACCUGGCGUAGCAAGCCGGGCAUCUACCUCGAAGACUUGUUCGUGCGGAGCCAGUACCGCAAGCGGGGGUACGGGCGCAUGCUGAUCCAGGCGCUGGCGAGGGAGGUGUUGAUGAUGGACGGUGGACGGCUGGAGUGGAGUUGUCUGCGGAGCAAUACGCCGAGUUUGGAGUUCUAUCGCAGUCUGGGCGCGAAGGAGAUGGAGGAUUGGGUGCAGUUGCGCGUGGAUGGGAGUCGGUUGGAGAAGUUGGCGUUGGGGAAGACGGAGGCGAUACAGACUGGGAGGAGGGAUGAGAGGACGGGACAGGUGUUGCAGUUUAACAGGACGGGCGAGGGUAAUGACGAUAUGCCGCGGAUCCUGGGGUCGUAG